Molecule: messenger RNA, 618 nt
Organism: Debaryomyces tyrocola
Lineage: Eukaryota; Fungi; Ascomycota; Pichiomycetes; Serinales; Debaryomycetaceae
Source: the annotation of a GenBank genome assembly
AUGGCUAGAUCAGGUAUGUAAUAAGCCUUAAGUAUUAGUGGUGUUGAAACAAGAAGACAUGAGCCGGAUGUAUUUUAAGAAUAUUGUGAUCAAAUUAUGGACAAGCAGUGAAGUGAAAUAUUUCGAUGACGAAUUUGACAUAAAUCAUAAAGAGGGAUGAAAUCGAGUGUCAUGGGAAUACAGAGGAUAUGGGAUCAUUUGCAAAUGAAGGAGAUUGAUAUAUGAGAUUUUGGAGACGAGAUGAGUUGAAUAGAUGAGAGAAUGAUAAUACGGACCAUGACGACAAGACCGACACCAGGGGAAAAAAAGAUAAAGUACUAACAAUUUACAGGUAUUGCUGUUGGAUUAAACAAGGGACACAAGGUUGUCGCCAAGGAAGUUGCUCCAAAGGUCUCUUACAGAAAGGGUGCUUUAUCCAAGAGAACUGAAUUCGUUAGAAACAUCGUCAAGGAAGUUUCCGGAUUAGCUCCAUACGAAAGAAGAUUGAUCGAAUUGAUCAGAAAUGCUGGUGAAAAGAGAGCUAAGAAGUUGGCUAAGAAGAGAUUAGGUACCCACAAGAGAGCCGGUAGAAAGAUCGAAGAAAUGAACAAGGUCAUUGCUGAAUCAAGAAGACAUUAA